Messenger RNA from Psilocybe cubensis, 2430 nucleotides. RefSeq lists its product as uncharacterized. The record is from RefSeq and is a predicted model, not a curated record. Gene Ontology annotation, biological process: protein phosphorylation; intracellular signal transduction. NCBI's taxonomy places the organism in Eukaryota, Fungi, Basidiomycota, Agaricomycetes, Agaricales, Agrocybaceae. Bases 1 to 2430 code for a protein of 809 amino acids. Gene Ontology annotation, molecular function: ATP binding; protein serine/threonine kinase activity. The transcript has 3 exons.
AUGUCCUUGUCCAUUGAGCGCGCUCUCACCGCUGUUUCUCUCAUCGCUAUCACCAUGGCCUCUCCAAUUCUUGCUCAGUCUCCCUCUCCUUCUCCAGAGCCAGAGUCAGGUCUCCAGCCAUCUCCCCGCCGAAGCUGUUCGCCGAGUCGCGAGUCAAGCACCUCCACCCGUUCCUCUCGUUUCCGCUUUGUCAGGAAACCCUCCUUCAUGCACGACCACAACCAGAGCCCAGAGCCCACAAAGCACCACCACCACGGGCCUCUUCACGACCUCAAGCGUUUCCUCAACCACCAUAUACCCCAUCCAAGCCACCCACCACACUCAAAUCCACAGUCUCCAGCUUCUCCCCCAGCCAGGCCUCGCGGAAACUCUGUUCAGGAGCCCUCUUCUCCAGUUGCACACCGCUCACCUAAACCUGUCAAGCAGAGCAAGGACCGAACGCCCUCACCCACGCCCUCGGGUUCCCCCCGUUCAGAGUUUGUGCCCCCACACCACCAUCAGCAUCCCAUCACUUCCCUCCAUGAUGCAACUCAGGCCCAUCUCUCCAAAAAGUACGGCAAGUGGGGUAGGGUUCUAGGCAGUGGUGCAGGUGGCACAGUUCGUCUUAUCAAGGGCAAGAACGGCGGCCACGUCUAUGCAGUCAAGGAGUUCCGCCCAAAGCGUCCAGGCGAGACAGAAAAGGAGUAUCAGAAAAAAGUCACCGCUGAAUUCUGCGUCGGUUCGACCCUCAAGCAUCCCAAUAUUAUAGAGACUGUCGAUAUCGUCUUUGACCAUGGCCACUAUUAUGAGGUCAUGGAAUUCGCUCCUUUUGAUCUCUUUUCGGUCGUCAUGUCUGGCAAAAUGUGUCGUCCAGAGAUCUAUUGCGUCUUUCGCCAGAUAUGCGACGGUGUAGAGUACCUCCACGAAAUGGGUCUCGCCCACAGGGACCUCAAACUCGAUAAUUGCGUCAUGACCUCUGAAAACGUCGUCAAACUUAUCGAUUUCGGUACCGCCACCGUCUUUCACUAUCCGGGCAAAAACCACACCCCUGCCACUGGUAUCGUUGGCAGUGAUCCCUAUCUCGCUCCAGAGGUCCUUAACGGUGAGGCUUAUGACCCAAGAAAAACAGAUGUAUGGAGUCUCGCCAUCAUCUUUCUCUGUAUGGUCCUGCGCAGAUUUCCUUGGAAAAUUCCUGAUCCAAAGACCGACCCAAGUUUCAAGGCCUUCGUGAAUGCUCAUCCUGAUCUGUCUGUCAAGCCUCCCCCAAGAGUUGCCAAGCAGCAACAGCUCCUUUUGGCUGAUAAUCGCAAGCUUUCCCCCGCACGAGGCUCUACUCUCCCUCCUAAUGUACAUUCUAAUCAUGUUAGAGCCCCCAAGGAGCGCAGCUCAACCACCGUCCCAGAGCAGCUAGAGUCUUCCAGCAAUUCCUCAGAGACUACUUCCAUACUUACAGACUCGUCCGGAUCAGAUUCCCAGUCUACUGCCAUCACGGAUCCCCCAUCGCGAUUCGUUAGUGGGACUGCAGGUGCCAUUAAUCCAAAUGAUCUCUCAAAGAGGCAGACCCACCUCUUGGACACGCUUGAGAACGUACAGCAUCUCAACUCGCAGAGCACAACCACCCUCCCCAACCUCGGAUUCUUUAGUCAAGUCCCAUCAGAGAGCCCAGAGGAUCCCUCGGUGCUCAAGUUUGCCAGGCCAGGAAACUCUACAGAGUCCCUCCCACUGAGCCCGUAUCUCAAUUGUGAUAUGCUGACCCCACGCGGUGCGCCCGCAUCCAUGAAUUUCCCCGCUCGCCCCAUCCUCGCCUCGCGCGCUGCGUCGGAUGGUCAUCUGACGCUCACCAGCACGGAUACCACCGCAAACGCUCCACCUAGUCUAGCGGACAUCCAGGAUGGAGAGGAGGAUCUAACGCCGCUUGCGCAGGUCCCCGCAACACCGGGCGUGGUCCCGCCCACACCGAUCAGUCCGCCAGCCUCGGAGAGUACGCCCACGCCGGAAAAUAACCGCGGCAAGACAAGCUCGACGGCGAUGGUACAGCCGCCGAAGCGGCAGCGACAGCGCUCGGACAGCGUUGCGACGUUCCAUGGAGGAGGGUCCGAGUCGAUAUUUAGACUGCUCCCACGCGAGACGCGGCCGGCGCUGCGCCGCAUGCUGUUCGUUGAGCCGGCCUCGCGGUGCACGCUCACAGAUUUGCUCAAGGGUAAGGGCAAGACGAGCGGGUUGUUGUGUGGGUGUCUGGUAGGCGAGGAAAAACUGUUGAGCACGGGAACGGGGAACGAUGGGAACUCGGGGCAUUGUAUCGACCAUGAUGAGCACGAUGCUGCGGACGAGGACGAUGGAGAUGAGUGGUUGAAGGGGAUUGAGCCAUGUUCGGCGGCAGGCGUUGUACCCAAGCAUGUACAUAUCAAGGUGGCCGUAGACGAGAAGCAGACGAAGCGCAAAUUUUUCUAG